Molecule: messenger RNA, 753 nt
Organism: Vicia villosa (hairy vetch)
Lineage: Eukaryota; Viridiplantae; Streptophyta; Magnoliopsida; Fabales; Fabaceae
Exons: 1
Coding region: 1-753 (250 amino acids)
Biological process (GO): phosphorylation
Molecular function (GO): protein kinase activity
Source: RefSeq, a predicted model, not a curated record
AUGGCCUCACAACAAAGUCUCUUCUUGUUUUCAUUCUUCAUUAUAAUUCAACUGCUACUAGCAUCAGCUAACUGUCCCCCUUCAAUUAACUGUGGACAUCUCGGACAAAUCCAGUUUCCUUUUACAACCCCACAACACCCAAACUGUGGCAUGUUAACCAUACACGGUUGCGAUGACCCCGAACCACAAUCCACAAAAAGCAUUCAAAAUAACAAUAGAUGGUUCGAUAUACUCGAAAUCGAACCCUUCACAAUCACAAUUCGAGAUGACCAACUCCACGAUUUAUUGCAACAGAAAAGCUGCAACAUUCUCAACUUCAAUUCUAUGUUUACUGUCAACACGCCUUUGGUUUCAUCUCGUUUACAAAAUUAUGUAACCGUUUUCGGAUGUAGCAACAUGAACAACACAGCUGAUCUUCAACAGUACUAUUCUUCUGUUUCUGAUAAUACUUCAAUUUGUGUAAACCCGUAUGCCAGUAAUGAAACUAUUGUGGUUGUAACUGAUUCCACCACUUUCAACUCUAGUCAUCUCAAAGGAUGUUCAAAGGUGGAGCUUCCAACUAAAUAUGAAGUUCCACGUGUUGAUCCAGAAGAUCUUUUUUACUUCUUAAUUGCUGAUGUUGCAAUCAAAUUACAAGUUUCUCAAGAUUGUUCUACUUGUCAUGAUCUUGAUGGCGGUCAAUGUCGUCUUGAUACCAAAGGCCAAUUUUACUGUCACCAAGGUACCACCGCAAUUUUCAAUUUACAAAUUUAA